Molecule: messenger RNA, 1688 nt
Organism: Papilio machaon (common yellow swallowtail)
Lineage: Eukaryota; Metazoa; Arthropoda; Insecta; Lepidoptera; Papilionidae
Product: synaptotagmin-15
Exons: 12
Coding region: 97-1653 (518 amino acids)
Biological process (GO): regulation of calcium ion-dependent exocytosis; cellular response to calcium ion; calcium-ion regulated exocytosis
Molecular function (GO): calcium ion binding; phosphatidylserine binding; syntaxin binding
Source: RefSeq, a predicted model, not a curated record
UAUCCUUUCGUGCCGCGCAUACCUACGGCGGGUAUUCUUCGAGUAAUUUAACUACAAGUCACACCGUGUGUUCUAUGACUCAACAGAUGAUUAGAGAUGUUAAACCUGUCACCAUCGAGUUAUCGGAACGUUGAUGAAGAGCAACGAAUUCUGAGCAGGAAGGAGGUGUAUCCUAGAAGACUUUGGUACGCUCCUAAAGUUAAGACGAUCGAUGAUAUAAAGGACGACAGUUACAGUGGUUACGAGACCGACGACACGGUUCCUAAUGUCGACUUUUACGAUAGAGAAUAUGAAGAGCCUAUAAACUCUCAGAACGUCGACAUCCUCAGUCAGUUGGAGACUGAGGCGCCUCAGCCUAAAUACGAACAAGCGCCUACCGCCACCUCCGUAGCCGAGUUUUCUAUUGCUAAUGCUAUAAAUUUGAGAGAGGCUGUAUUGGUGGCCCUUGGUGGAGCGAGCGCUGCGUUAGUUCUCUUGAUAGUCAUGGCGGGUGUGUUCGUGGCCCGUCGCCGAAAAAACAGCCCUUCCCCUGUGCCAUCGCCCCCCAUUCUAGUCUACCCGCCCCAUGACGUAACGACCCCAUGUUACACGACGAAGGAGGUAAACUUUUCUUUGCCAUCUCUACGGUCGACAUCCCUGGGGGAGCUGCGUGACGUCAGCGGCAGCCUGCCCGGCGACGUGCUCUGCCCGCCCAUGCCUACGCAGUUCCGAUCGAAUUCUUUCACGAAUACAACAGAACUAGGAGUGUUGGACCCUUCGCUCUACAAGUCGGACUGUCUGGAUGUAGACCAUAUGUGGCCGGAGGGACAUGUGGGUCGAGUAUGGUUUACCGUGAAAUAUGAAUCGGCUACCGAAAGGUUUCAAGUGCACAUAAUUAAGGCGAAACAUUUGCCAUCGCGCACCCCAGCAUUGGCCAACGCAUGCGACCCUUACAUAAAGAUACAACUGAUGCCAGACGAAAGACGUGUGCUUCAGACUAAACAGAAGAAAAAAUCAUGCAAUCCAUUCUUCGACGAAACUUUUAUUUAUCAUAUACCACCGGGAAAACUUGAUACACUUACCUUAAAGUUAUCUGUGCUGGACGCGGGCCGCAUCGGGAGAUUCAAGCAGCUCAUUGGCCACAUAAUUUUGCCGCUCAGCGAGCUUGAGGGUGUUGCAUCUGACGAAGAACCUCAAUUAUACAAACUGGAUAUCGAAAAGGAACUGCAAGAACCGACUUCAGACUUGGGAGAGAUGUUAGUGUCGUUGGUUUACAAUGAAAACUUAAACCGGCUUUCUGUUACUGUAAUCGAAGCACGCGGAUUGAAGCUGGAUCCAUCAUCAUCAAGACGUGAGGUAGUGGCACGAGUGACGCAGGAGCGGGCUUGUCGUGGUGUGCGCGCACGCCGCACAGCUGCCGUUGAGGUGUCGGAAGAUGGCGCUGCACUCAUCACCGAAUGCUUCCACUUCAGACUGAGCGCGGAUGAGCUGCACACCACCUGCGUUACCGUGCAAGCUUUGCAGCCACAUUCGGUGUACGCUAAAGAUCGAUUACUAGGGAAAUUUGUAUUAGGCUCGUAUAUGUUCGCAAGAGGGCGUGCUCUACAGCAUUGGAAUUCUGCACUCGCCAGUCCCAUGGAACAAGUGAAGUAUUGGCAUCCAUUGACAAACUAAACCCAACGACUUAGGCCAAAUUUAUGUCAGAUAAU